GCGAACGCACUCCUGAAACUGUCAGGUGAGUUGAAGCAGUAUUCAAAAGAUGUCGCUUUCAGCCAUCAUGUACGAUGCUCCUCUGGAUGUUCGGGAAGUGUCCCGCUGCCUUUCAUUUGCAACCCGUGAUUUUUGUCCGUUUCAACAAAAGCCCAGGGCGUGAUGACGUCAUUGAGGGUUGGACUGGUCUGCUCCACCUGCGAAUGCAAAUCCACACGGCACAUUUGACAACGGAAUGAACGGACUACAGUAUAUGUCACAGCACGUUUAUUUUAUGUGACAUUUCUUCGUUUUUUUACCCUUAGUUAAAACAUUUUUUAUAUUGUGAUAUUUAUUGAAGUGCUAGAAAAGGCUCAUUUGGCUUAUAAAUGCAAUGGACAGUGCUGCGACACUGCUCGGCACUGUAAAUACAAUUAUAUUUUUGUGAAUCGGUACAUGCUGAGAUCGUUCGCAUUCGUUUUCGUUUCCGUUGGUCAACAUCGAAACAUGAGCGCGAGACCGCUGGAGCGAAACGCGACAGUAGAAACGACUCGAUCGCUUUUAUCGUUCUUCGAAGUCAUUUUUCGCCGAAUGAAAGCGGAGAAGAAAGCUUUUAUUGGAUAAAUGGCGAAAUUAGGGCACUUCAUCACCAGAGCAUUACAGUCACCAUCCACAGAGUUCACUGAAGUAAAUUGUUACCUGACAGAGGAUAACAUUGUUGUGGGAUUACAAAACGUUAACAAUCCCUUUCAGGCGUUUUGAAACUGGAAACUGUUAUUUUGGAUAAGUACAUAGCACCUUUUUUUCUUCUGAGGGAUCGUGGUCAUUGGGAUACACGUUGCUGAUGAAGUUCUCCAGAGCGCGGGAAGCUCGCGCAUCGCUGUGUGCAGCAGCGCGUACGUUGAAAGUGGCGGGAAGGACAGUUUGAGCUCCAUACAAUCUGUUGGAAAAAGUGCGCGAAGAUGCCGGUGAGACGGGGCCACGUCGCGCCGCAGAACACUUUCCUGGACACGAUCAUCAGGAAAUUCGAAAGUCAAAGUCGAAAAUUCAUCAUAGCCAAUGCACGGGUGGAGAACUGCGCCAUCAUCUUCUGCAAUGAUGGCUUCUGUCACAUGUGCGGCUACACGCGUGCUGAGAUCAUGCAGAAGCCGUGCACCUGCAACUUCCUGUAUGGUCCACACACCAAGAGACUGGCCAUUGCACAGAUGGCGCAAGCGCUGCUGGGGUCGGAAGAGAGGAAGGUGGAGAUUGCGCUCUACAGGAAGGACGGUGCGUGUUUCCUGAGUUUAGUGGACGUGGUGCCGGUAAAGAAUGAAGAUGGCAUCGUGAUCAUGUUUAUUCUGAAUUUUGAAGUCAUGCCAGAUGAGAGACUCCAUGACACGCAAAAUUUGAACCACAAGUUGCCCCUCCUACGGCGCCAUUCAAAUCGAGCUGGCGGGAUCCGUUUACGCCUGCCUCUCCUGAACUCUCGGAACAACAGUAAAUCUUCUCUCCGGGACGAUCCUGAGGUGGGCCGCGGAACAGAUUUCCCCUCAAAUUCACGCCUGGAAAGCCACGAAUCUCUUACCCUGGACGAGCUGCUCUCCAUCCCUGAGUCUCGCCCUACCACCACCACCACCACCUCCAUCGUUUGCACACCGUCCUCUCUGCUGCCUGAGUAUCAACGCGACUUCCUGGGCAGCGACCCCUCGUCUCCGCCCCCUGCACAGCCCCACCCCACCACCCUGCCCUUGGUUCACUCCUCCCCACGGCCGCAGCGGCUCAACCCGGAUGCCACGGUGUCCAACUGCAGCUUGACGAAUAGUCGCUCGCGCGAGAGCUUUCACAGCAUGCGUCGUGCGUCUUCAGUGGACGAUAUCGAGGCCAUGCGGCCCGAAUGGGACCGCAAGUACCGGACACACCCCACCAGCUGCAGCACAGGUGCCAUGAACAACAAGUCGAGCAUCCUGAACUCUACCUCUGAUUCCGAUCUCAUGCGUUACCGCGCCAUUAGUAAAAUCCCCCAGAUCACCCUCAACUUUGUGGACUUUAAAGCGGAUCCUCUCCUCGCACUCCCGCCUGGAGAAAUGGACAUCAUCGCGCCAUGCAAACUCAUCGACCGCACGCACAACGUCACUGAGAAAGUCACUCAGGUGUUGUCGCUGGGCGCUGAUGUUCUCCCCGAGUAUAAACUCCAGGCUCCGCGCAUUCACAAGUGGACGGUUCUGCACUACAGCCCGUUUAAAGCCGUCUGGGAUUGGCUGAUCCUGCUGCUGGUCAUCUACACGGCCAUUCUGACGCCGUACUCCGCCGCGUUCCUGCUCAAUGACCAAGAGGUCAACAAGAACUGCAUUUACUCCUGCAGCCCGCUCAACGUGGUCGACCUCAUCGUGGACAUCAUGUUCAUCAUCGACAUCGUCAUAAACUUCCGCACCACAUACGUCAACGCCAACGACGAGGUGGUGAGUCACCCGCUGCGGAUCGCCGUGCAUUACUUCAAAGGCUGGUUCCUCAUCGACAUGGUCGCCGCCAUCCCCUUUGACCUGCUCAUAUAUCGCAACGGGGAGGAGGUGAGUGCUGAGACGACCACCCUCAUCGGUCUGCUCAAGACGGCACGUCUGUUACGUCUCGUCCGGGUGGCACGUAAACUGGACCGUUACUCGGAGUACGGCGCGGCCGUUCUCUUCCUGCUCAUGUGCACCUUCGCGCUGAUCGCUCAUUGGCUGGCCUGCAUCUGGUACGCCAUCGGAGACGCGGAGCGCAAAAGUUCCAUUGGCUGGCUGCACUCGCUGGGCGAUCAGCUGGGGAAACAUUAUAACUCCAGUAUCCAGGGAUCAGGACCCUCCAUUAAGGAUAAAUACGUGACGGCUUUAUACUUCACCUUCAGCAGUUUAACAAGUGUGGGGUUUGGAAACGUGUCGCCAAACACCAACUCGGAAAAGAUCUUCUCCAUCUGUGUCAUGCUGAUAGGAUCUCUCAUGUACGCCAGUAUCUUCGGGAACGUGUCGGCCAUCAUCCAGCGGCUGUACUCCGGGACGGCCCGUUAUCACACUCAGAUGCUCCGUGUGAGAGAGUUCAUCCGCUUUCAUCAGAUUCCAAACCCGCUGCGGCAAAGACUGGAGGAAUAUUUCCAACACGCAUGGUCUUACACCAACGGCAUUGACAUGAACGCUGUGUUGAAAGGUUUCCCGGAGUGUCUCCAGGCCGAUAUCUGUCUGCAUCUGAACCGAACGCUCCUGCAGAACUGUAAAGCGUUUAAGGGUUCCAGUAAAGGGUGUUUGCGGGCGCUGGCUAUGAAGUUUAAGACCACACAUGCCCCACCGGGCGACACGCUGGUGCACGCUGGAGACGUCCUCACCGCACUGUACUUCAUCUCGCGUGGAUCCAUCGAGAUCUUACGAGGAGAUGUCGUGGUGGCAAUCUUAGGAAAAAAUGAUAUUUUCGGCGAGCCCAUCAACCUGUACGCGCGGCCGGGGAAAUCGAAUGCUGAUGUGAGAGCGCUGACGUACUGUGAUCUCCAUAAGAUCAACAGAGAAGAUGUUCUGGAGGUGCUGGACAUGUACCCGGAGUUCUCCGACUACUUCUGGAGUAACCUGGAAAUCACCUUUAACCUCAGAGAUACGAACAUGAUUCCUGGAUCUCCGAGCAGUGAUGAUUCAGACUGUGUUGGCUUUAACAAACUGCGGAGGCGAAAACUCUCGUUCCGACGACGGACAGAAAAGGACGAUGCAGAUGCUGGAGAACUCAAGAAGAAUCUGAAGCCCGUCCGGAGAAACAGAAAACAAGCUGCCAGUAACAAGGACGAACUCAAACCGGGGUGGGAGGAGCCUCGGAAUUCUGUCUCCUCUCACUCUAGUGGUGGUGAUGAGGAGGAGGAGCCUGUGCACAUUAACCCCGCCCCUCCAACCACACUCAUGGAGUCCUUUCAAGUACAGAGCACUUCUAUUAACUUUAAUGAUAUGACCGAAGGCGAGGGCGAUCCGAAAACAGGCAACACCUGUAACGCCCUAUCAGGUGCAUUCUCAGGUGUGUCUAAUAUCUUCAGUUUUUGGGGUGACAGUCGGGGGAGGCAGUAUCAAGAACUGCCCCGCUGUAACCUGCCCUCCAUGCCGCCGCAUCUCAGCACCCUGCACAGCAUCACACGCCAGCAGCGCAACCAGAUGGAGAACCGGCUGGAGCUGCUGCAGAAACAACUCAACAGACUGGAGAGUCGCAUGUCGACAGAUAUCGGCGUGAUCAUGCAGCUCCUGCAGCGGCAGAUCACGUUGGUUCCACCGGCGUACAGCACCGUCUCCUCACCGCCGCAGGCGUCCAUGUACUCCGAGAGACUCGUACAACCCGUCACACCGCAGGAGUCUGACACACUCGCCUCUCUUUCACAGUCCUGUGAGUCUCUCGGCAGCACCACAGAGUUUCAUCCUCCUGACAGUCCGAGCGUCAUUCCCCGCCCGGGAUACUCCGGUCCUGGCGCUCGAUCAGAGCGUGAGCUGGACCUUCAGCGGCGGUUCUCACUACAGGAGCCCCAGACAUCACUAGACACACGGACGCCACAGAAACACGGCUCGGACCCGGGGAGCUAAGAGAGAAGAUGACAAGACGAGAGGAGAACAAACGAGCGUUCCUAAAACACAUCUCACCGGACUCUUCCUCUCGGUUCUGGUUCUGGUGUUAGAAACACACUCACUCUAACAUCCCUCCAGAUGAGCCACAUUUGAUCAUGAUAGACACGUCUACACUGCUGUUGUCCAGUUUUGGAUAUUCAUAAACAUGAAUGAUUGCUAAUUCAAGUAGCCAUUAUUUCUUGCACUGAAUUUUCCAGACUCUCUCUCUCUCUCUCUCUCUCUCUAUUGAUAUCUUAAAGUCUGCGGCGCUUCCAAAACAAAGAACUGGUUGAACGUGUUAGUGUUAGCUGGCCUAACAGAAGAAAAUAACAAUAAUAACCUCACGCCCCGCCCCAAGCACACUGGAUUGGCUGGAUGGCAGGUUCGGGGGCGUGUUUAAAGCUAUGACAUCAUUGAUGAAGCAUAUCAAAUUCAUUUGUUCUGACACUGGAUCGUCUAUUAAGAUGAACAAUAUGCAAACCCAAGCGAGAGUUGAGAGUUCGAUUGAAUGCACGUGUCACAUCCUGCUUGGUUUUGUUUGGUGUGUUCACAGAACGUUUGUUUUUCACAUUUUCCAUUUAGCAAUACAGAAUCCUUUAAAUUACAACCAAUGAUGGAACCAAAAAUUGGAGGGAACAAAUGUUAAUGUUUAUAUUUGUCAUAUUUGCAUGUAAAAAUCCAUAUUAAUCCACCGACACCCCCCUCAAUGUCCUGUAAUUAACACACAUAUCAUUUAAUUUAAACAAUUCAUCACGCCUUGGUUCCAGAUGCAACCUCAACAAUUCUCAAGUUUCAUUUUAUUUCUCCAAUGACGUGUGGACCGAAACAAAAACAGCGAGACAUUUUAACGAAACUACAAUAAGCUAUUAAGCAUGUAAUAAUAAACAAACUCUUUUGAUAUCGAUCUUUUAUUUUAUUAUAAAGCAUUCUUGAAAGACAUUUUUGCAUGAAAACUUGAUCGUUUGAGCUCACUGUCCAUAAGCGUUGAUCCCUGAGCACAGCAGAUUGCGUCAUUCUGCCGUUCGGUUUCAAUUUUGAGGUGUUGAUACCAAAUAUCUUCUAAUAAUUUUAAUUAAACUGGUAAAAACGAAAUGUCAGGAUGGUUGCAUUCACCAAGUCUAAUCCAGCAUUUGUAUCUGUGUGUGUGAUGUCAUUUCAAAAUCAACACUUUGUUUAAUUACAAUAUUUCCAUCCACUUUGAUGACUGCAGAAGUUUGCACAUAUUUAUUAAUAGCAUAUUAUUAUUGUCAUUAUGUCAGAUGAAAGUGUCUCCAUAUCAUAGUUAUUGUGCAUUUUAUGUGUAAGCUGAAGACCUUGAAACCUGGAGCUGGAUUCACGAAAAAAAAAUUUUUUAUUUCUAUUUGCUUUAAGAAAAUAGAGAAUAAUAUUUUGUAUUUCCUAAAAAGAUUUCUUAAAGGGAUAGUUUACCCAAAAAUUUAAAUCCUCUCAUCAUUUGCUCACCCUCAUUACAUAGCAGAAAUGGUGACCUGAACUUUGAAGGUCCAAAAAGCACAUAAUGGCAGCAUAAAAGUAACCCAUAUGACUCCAGUGGUUUAACCCGUGUCUUCUGAAGCGAUCGAAACGCUUUGGGUUCUAUAUUUUAUGAUAAAUCUCCACUUUCACUUUCACAUUCCCCACAUUCUGGAAGUGAAAGUUAAAGUGGAGAUUUAUACUAAAAAAGGACGUAAAUAUUAAUCUGUUUCUCAACCGCGUCUAUCAUAUCACUUCUUAAAACAUGAAUUAAACGACUGGAGUCGUAUGUAUUAAUUUUGUGAUGCAUUUAUGUGCUUUUGGAGCUUCAAAGUUCAUUACAGAGCUGAGAUAUUCUUCUAAACAUCUUCGUAUGUGUUCAGCAGAUUUGAAAUUAAAUAAAAAUGUUAAGAUGUGUACAACUUUCUUUCUUCUGCUAAACACAAUGAAGAUUUUUAGAAGAAUAUUUCAGCUCUGUAGGUCCUUUUUAUGCAAGUGAAUGGUGACCAGAACUUUGAAGGUCCAAUAAGUACAUAAAGGCAGUGUAAAAGUAACCCAUACGACUCCAGUGGUUUAACCCGUGUCUUCUGAAGCGAUCGAAGCACUUUGGGUUCUAUAUUUAAAUCCUUUUUUUAUGAUAAAUCUCCACUUUCAUAGUCCCCUCUUCUGGAAGUGAAAGUUAAAGUGGAGAUUUAUACUAAAAAAGGACGUAAAUAUUCAUCUGUUUCUCAACCGCAUCUAUCAUAUCACUUCUUAAAACAUGGAUUAAACCACUGGAGUCGUAUGUAUUACUUUUGUGAUGCAUUUAUGUGCUUUUUGGAAUGUGAAAGUGAAAAUGGAGAUUUAUAGUAAAAAGGACUUAAAUGUUAAUCUGUUUCUUACCCACAGCUAUCAUAUUUCUUCUGAAGACAUGGAUUAAACCACUGGAGUCUUAUGUAUUACUUUUAUGCUGCCUUUAUGUCCUUUUUGGAGCUUUAAAGAUCUGGUCACCAUUUACUUGCAUUGUAUGGACCAACAGAGCUGAGAAAUUCUUCUAAAAAUCUUCAUUUGUGUUCAGCAGAAGACAGAAAGAAAGAAAGUCACACAUCUGGGAUGGCAUGAGAGCAAUAAUAUGAUAAUUAACAUUUUUAAGUGAACUAUCCCUUUAAGAAUGAUCUUAUUAAAGCUCUUAAAUAUUCUUGAUUUUAAAAUUAAAAUAAUUUUUAGCUUUGUGUGAAUCCAGCCACUGGUUCAAAUACUGUUUAUAUAUUUUCAAAUAUAAUGCACCAUUUUUUCAUUCUUAUUAUUCUCAAUGCUUAUUUUCAUUACUGUAAUAAUAUUGUAAUAUUUUAUGACUGUAUCUGGAUAGAUUGGAUCAAAUCAGCGGUGAAAAGAUCGUUAGAAAGUGUUUCUCAUGUUUAAUGAUUUAGAUCUUUAGAUUCAACCCGGAAAGGAAGCGUCUUAGUUUGGGGUUUUCAAUACCAUGUUUAUAAAGUUGUUGGAUCAAAGUCCAUUUAUGUUUAUUUUAUUUAAGAAAAAGUCACAUGAUUAUGAAUUGUAUGCAGAUAAUAAGGUUUUAUUUCCACAUAUUUAUCUGAUAAUUCAUCGCACUGAAAUGUUGUUUUGUGUGUCUGUGUCGUCCUGCAGUCCGCCUGAAGUAUGUACUUCCCUCGAGUACUAUGUCUGGUGCACUUUACACACUCUCUCUGCACACUAGAAAGGACGUCUCUCAUGUCUAUAUACAGGGAUUUAAAGCCAAGGGCAUUUACGCUGACGAUUGGAAAUGCUGAUGAUAUAAAUCAGGUCAAACACAGCCAAUAAAUCUGCUGUUAGAGGGAAAGUUCACCCAAAACUGUAUGAAAAUGAGCAGCGUGAACAUUUUAAUUUUGUGCUCCUUGAAGAAAAGAGCAUCAAACGGGUUUGGAACCACACGAGGGUGAGUAAGUGAUGACAUCAUUUCAAUUUUUGGGUGAACUAUACCUUUAAGGUUUCAUUCAAAAACCUUAAAAAAAAAACACAUGUUGCUCUGUAGGACGGCCUGUACAUGUAUAAAAUGGUUCAACCUUCUAUGUUUUAAUUUAUUUGAUGAAUUACUUUACACUGGAUUGCUUUAGUUUUGAGUUUAUGUCUCCUUCCCAGUUUGCCUGUACAUAAAGUCUUGUAAAGAAAUGAGUUCUUGGCAGCCCUAUAGCGACACUAUGCAGAAACGCAUUUUCUUGGCAUGCUUUGAAAUGCAGAAAAAAGAAAAUACUGUAGAGGAAAACGAAAUAUGUCUGAUUUAAUCUUUUUUAAGAAACGUGAAUAACUCUGUUAAUAAUAUGAAUUAUAAUAUUUACAUAUAAUGAUAAUAAUAAAUACACGUUUUAUCUGCAUGCUGCACUGAGAAUAUUCUGCAGUGACGGGCGUGCGGCCUCCGCGCUGCAGCUGCACUACAGAAUGUGUCGACUGAAGCACUGUACUUCCGGUUCACCCGAGGCGUGAUUUCAUGUUCUUCCGGGUUUGGGAGAAGGAACGCUACUGUACAUGACGGAUGUUUGGAAUCAUACGUGUUUUAAUGGCCUGAUGAUUUAAGAGUGACUUAUUACAGACGUCAGAAAGUUCACUUCCAGGUCUUGAUUGUGUGCUACAUUAUAA
Molecule: messenger RNA, 8642 nt
Organism: Xyrauchen texanus (razorback sucker)
Lineage: Eukaryota; Metazoa; Chordata; Actinopteri; Cypriniformes; Catostomidae
Gene: kcnh2b
Product: potassium voltage-gated channel, subfamily H (eag-related), member 2b
Biological process (GO): regulation of heart rate by cardiac conduction; regulation of ventricular cardiac muscle cell membrane repolarization; membrane repolarization during action potential
Cellular component (GO): membrane
Molecular function (GO): inward rectifier potassium channel activity
Source: RefSeq, a predicted model, not a curated record